CACAGCACGUCGUUCGCAUCAAUCGAAUUCAAUGUCGGGAGCCUGGUUCUGCUUUAUUGUUGGCGGCGUGGUGCUGCUAAGUGCUGGAAAUUUGGUUGCAGCAGAAGGUGAAGGGGAAAGCUUGGAACCAUGCUGCAAUAAUGAUCUACUGAUGCCAUCUGUGACUGUCUCACUUACUAACUUGCCUGAUAAUCUCACCCUAUGCACAUCCAAUUCAAUGACUGAUGUUGCUAUUCCUUACAAUGAACCAAUAAAUGUGACCUACUCGUGUCAGAUUAGCAGCGGUACUAUAUUAUGGCAGUUGGGUGGAUGCAGAACAGAUCGAAUGAAUGGCAGCAUAACCUACCAAAUGGUGGACAAUGACCAAUUUUUUAACCAUGGUGUCAUCAUACAAAAUGGCUUAUCAUCCAUGUCUACAUUGAACCUUCUUCCUGAAGGAAGGCAAUUUCUAAGGAAUCAGUUGCAGUCAGAUGUCAUCACUAUUCAGUGUUCGGCUGUUGUGGACAACCUGAACGUAUUUGGUGGUGAUGUUUAUCAACUGCAUCUCUAUGAUCAUCCAUGUGCACCGAAAGGUUUGGUUGUGUAUCCCAAGAACAGCUCAUUGAACUUGCUGCAAUGGAACAGGCCAAACUGUGUUAACAUUAAUGAACUUGUUUUGCUAAGAUACAGAGUAACUGUUGAAAGGAUCGACAACGACAUGAUUAUUUUUGAGGCUACAACAAAUUAUACUUGGAUGGAGGUAUCCCUUCCCAUAGUUGCAUGUGAUGAGCCUUUCCUGUUUUCUGUUGUGGCUACAAGUGAAUGUACAGAGAGCAGUGAACCUGCAACUGUGAUUGCUACUAUACCGCCACUUGUUGACAUCAAGGAUGUAAGAGAAACGUUGCAUAUUACCAUUGACUUGGGAGAUGUGGGAGCAGUAUGUAUAGUAUUGUUAUUAAAUCAUACAUUAUCCGAGGCCUGUAGACAAGAUAAUGCGGAACCUGGAUCAAGUGGUCUCUUGCUGCCACUGUGUCUCAACUACACAGCCAGUGCUUUGGGAGGGAAUGCCACUGAAUCAGUAUACACCUGCAUGGACAACGAGAGUCUGGAGAUCAGACUUUGCUCUCCAGACUUCCAGCAGAAUAUGAUAUAUGAAAUCUACCUCUCUGCAUGUGAUGGGACCAUUGAUGUCUGCCAAGACCUUCCUCCAAUACCAAUAAGCACGGCUCAGUUGCAGAGUGCCAGCAUAGUUUUCUUUGGAACUGUUGCUCAAUUUUCUUGUGCCUUUGCUGAUAAUAUACCUAUUACCUCCAAUGCCUUGUGUGAGUUUACUCUUUACAUGGCUGACGGGUCAGAAGAAAAUUAUAUGAUUCAACCAGCGACUACCAAACAUCUCCCUGUUAAAGAGACAAGAAAUGCAUACGUGAGGUUUAUGGCCAGGUAUGGUGGCGAAUCUCUAUCCCCUACUGUGACAGUUAGAACAGGGAUUGAGGGCGCCUCAGCUGAAUGGUCAACUUUCACCUCCCAGCUUAAACUCAGCUGCUCCCUGUCUCCUAGUAAUCCAGCAAUGGGCUGUAUGUUUGUAAUGCUAAGUUUAUCCUCUGAGGAAACUCUGGAGACUAUAUUAGUACAGCCUGGGACCAGUGGCUGCACUAGCGCUGCCUAUGAAAUAAGUUGCUGCGAUGUGGAAUGUGCAGUCACAUCUCAGGCUAGGUAUAGAGUAUAUGGAAUACAUGGAGGGCACGUGGACUCUUCCAUUGCGUUUGAGGGUAAUAUCACAGAGAAUGACCAGAACAAUCUGUGCCCCACCCCAACCACAGAAGUACCACUAUUAUCUACCAUUACUCUAACAACAACAGUCACCAGAACUGAAUGCCCAACUUCUACUAGCCCCGCCGUAAUUAUCAGAGAAACAGAAGGUAUAUAGGAGUUGAAUGUGGGCAGUUUUUAAGUAAAAAAGGUUUAAUGAUGCGAAUUACGAAAAAGAUGCCUAAUAAACACUCCCAUUCAUAACCACAUCCCUACUAAUUUGAGAAUCCAUUUUGGCUGUACCAUCUGUCUGUAGUCUGGUGUAGCCUGUAGUCAGGUGACAGUAGCAUCAACGACCCGUAGCCUCUGCAACUAUAGUGACCCAUCAAAGGAAGGAAUUCCUUCUGUGAUGAUAAGUGCAAUACUUAGUAGUGAGCCAGAGACACAAAUUUAGGGGUCAUGUCUGGGAUUUAAGGUAGGCCAGGAUAGUGUUAUCCUAGCACUUACAGUCCCAAUCUCAAACUGUGCCUAUUGACAAUGUGUCACUGGGGGGUUGGUUGAAUGAAGACACACACAUGCAUCAUCGUGUAUGUGUCUGUCUCCUCACAGAUUUCUGGGUAGUGUCAAUAGUUUUACUUGAACGAAUGCAUGGCAUUUUGACUAGCGAAUUUGAGAGUCACACUUCAAUUUAAGAGUUAAGUGGUGCAUCAGUGCUGUCAUCGUCCACCUAGACAUUGAGAGAGAGUGAUGGUCAGGGGUUUAUACUGUCUACUUGUUGCUCUGUUCAAUCCUUUCUAGACCUUAAAAAAUGUGAUCUGUCAUGAUCUUUCCUCCCCUCGUCCCUUAUCAGUUGAGGAAGUUGGUCUCUCUGGAGGACCUGUAGCAGGUGUCGCUAUUGGCAGUAUAUGUAUAACUGCAACGAUAAUUGCGGUAUGU
Geodia barretti is the source of this 2664-nucleotide messenger RNA. The record is from the annotation of a GenBank genome assembly. NCBI's taxonomy places the organism in Eukaryota, Metazoa, Porifera, Demospongiae, Tetractinellida, Geodiidae.